CUUCUGUCGUAGUUACUAUUACUAGUAUUACAGUUAAUUUUCUAGCUAAACGUUUUAAAAUCUCAUUAUUGUUAAUAUUAUGUUCCCAUUUUAAAGGAAAACAACUUUCUGACACCAAAAUAUGGUAUAAGCAUCUGUCCACAAGGCUAUGAUAUUGUGUAUAGAAAUUUGAAAAGAAACCAAGAAGCUAGCAAUACGUGAUAGAAACCAUGGACAAUUUUACUUUGGAUCUAAAACAUGUAAUUAAAAAGGAAAUGGAGGAAGACAUUUUGUCAGCCCCAACAUCUGAAGAAGAAUCUCCUAAGUUGUCUUGCAUGUCACACUGUGAGCCAAACUGUUCUCUUGAUCAGAGAAACGGGAUGAAAAGACAAUGUAACGGCACAGAAGUUCCAGGAGAAGAAACAGACAAGAAGUUGAAUUCAUCGUCAGACUUGAAACAGGACAUUAGUCAUGAAAUGAGAGAAACAUCAAAUCUUAAUCAUUUCCAGAUGCAGUUUAAAAAACUUAAAGAAAAAACUUUUUUCAAAGAAAAACAAAAACAAGAUAAAGAAAAUAAAUGUCAAACAUGUCUGAAAGUAUUUCCGACAUCUUCAAAAUUAAAAAUACAUCAGAUGGUCCAUAAAGAAGAAAAACCAUUUAAGUGCCAACUAUGUCUAAAAGCAUUUUCAACAUCUUCAAAUGUAAAGAAACAUCAGCUAGUCCAUACAGGUGAAAAACCAUUUCAAUGUCAAAUAUGUUUGAAAGCUUUUUCUCAGUCAUCAAGUUUAAAAGAACAUCAAAAUGUCCAUACAGGUGAAAAACCAUUUACCUGCCAACUAUGUCUAAAAACAUUUUCAGCAUCUUCAAAAUUAAAGAUACAUCGGCGAGUCCAUACAGGUGAAAAACCAUUUCAAUGUAAAAUAUGUUUAAAAACUUUUUCUUAUUCAUCAAGUUUAAAACAACAUCAAGUGCUCCAUACAGGUGAAAAACAAUUUCAAUGUCAAAUAUGUUUGAAAGAUUUUUCUCAGUAUUCAAAUUUAAAAACACAUCAAGUGCUCCAUACAGGGGAAAAACCAUUUAAGUGUCAAAUAUGCCUGGAGUUAUUUUCAAGAUCUCAACAAUUUAAAAAACAUCAAAUGGUCCAUACAGGAGAAAAACCAUUUCAAUGUCAAAUAUGUUUGAAAGCUUUUUCUCAGUCUUCAAAUUUAAAAACACAUCAAGUGCUCCAUACAGGGGAAAAACCAUUUAAGUGUCAAAUAUGCCUGGAGUUAUUUUCAAGAUCUCAACAAUUUAAAAAACAUCAAAUGGUCCAUACGGGAGAAAAACCAUUUCAAUGUCAAAUAUGUUUGAAAGCUUUUUCUCAGUAUUCAAAUUUAAAAAUACAUCAGGUGGUCCAUUCUGGUAAAGAACAAUAUAAAUGUCAAAUAUGUCAGGAAGUAUUUUCUCAGUCUUCAAGUUUUAAACAACACCUUCAGAUUCAUAAUGGUGAAAAACUAUGUCAAUGUCAAAAAUGUCAGAGAACAUUUUCUCACAGAUCAGAUUUAAAAAGACAUCAAUUUGUUCAUAGCCAAAACUCAAAAGAGGAACUUAACUGUCUGACAUGUAAUGCCAUUUUGUCCAGCAAGUUAACAUUAGCAAUACACUUAGAGAGUCAUGUUAAUGGAAAACAAUUCAAAUGUAUCCUUUGCAAUAACAAUUUCUUAUCCCUGCAAGAAAUAAAAAAUCAUUUAAUGAUACACAUUAAUAGAAUGCCUUUGAAAUGUGUACUUUGUAAUAGACGUUUUUGUAAUGCACAACUAGUAGAAAAACAUGUUAGUACACAUUUGAUGUGAAUGUGUUGUCUAGCUUUAGUUUUAAAAUGUAAUAUCGGUAUUUAAAAUAAUUGUUAAUGAUAAUACGGUUCUUUGAGCUAUUAUCGAAGUAUGGUUUUGCUUUCUAUAAUAAUGCUAAUUAUUAUAUGUGUAAAUGUUAACAUUUUAAUGUGAUGAUUUCAUGUUGUUUUUAAUUACCAGUGCUUUAAAAAAAAUUACAAACUAGUUGUAUUAAGUACUAAAUGAAAAAUCUGUAUUUUGUGCCUGACAGAACAACUUGCUCAUGCAGACCUACAUUAAGUAAUACACAUCUAAUGAUUUAAAUGAUAAAAAUAAAUGUCGCAUAACAUGAUCUAUCACCGUCUUAUCUAAUAAAAAUAAAUACAAUGUUUGUUCAAAAAAAGAAGAUAAUUAUACAUAUUACAAUUUUAUAGUUUUAGCAUGUUUUGUGCUUCAUUCCUAAAUAAAGCGUGUGCAUAUUUUUUAUUGUUUUGAAAACUUAAGUAUUCAGGAAAAAACAGGAGCUAGUGACCUAUUGGCAGAUUGUGGCACACUGUGCUACAGCCUGGCCGAGCCUACAGCGUUACUGAUGUCAAACUUUAUCAGAUAUUCUGUUACCUUGGUCACAUCAGCUGUGCAGAUAGGGGGGAAAUGCUGUGUGGGCGACAUCGUUCUGACCAUAAACAAUGCCCUAGCUUUUGUCUCGCUGUUUGAGAUGAACCAUAUAGUCGUUCGACGACUGAAGGAGGCCAAUAAAACAUUGGCUUGUGAUUUAUAUUCUUAUAAAAAUCUAUUUUAUAGUCUUAUAAAAAUCUGUUAAAUGCUCAAAAUAAAUGUUCUCUAAUUAUUUUUGUCAUCAUAAAUUUAGAAUAAUAUAUUAUUAAUUAAUUCAAUUUUUAAACACUUUGUCAUAUAUUCCCUUAGAUUUUAGUUUUAAUGUGGUGCAAAUCUUUUUAUUUAUUUUUAGAUAGAUUAGAUAAUUUGAAAAGAUGUUUCAUUCUCAUUGUUUUGCCAUCUAUAAUUUAAUUUAAAAAGUAAUAUGUCACACAUUUUUUUUUUAAUUCCAAUUUCAUAUUUCCAAUGUGAAUGCCAUGUCAAGAGAUCACAAAAUAUGAAUUAGUUCAUCUUAAGUUAGUUACAUUCCUUGUUCGAGAAAUACAUUCUUAUUGAAAUA
Molecule: messenger RNA, 2964 nt
Organism: Biomphalaria glabrata
Lineage: Eukaryota; Metazoa; Mollusca; Gastropoda; Planorbidae
Product: zinc finger protein OZF-like
Exons: 3
Coding region: 210-1811 (533 amino acids)
Biological process (GO): regulation of cytokine production; negative regulation of transcription by RNA polymerase II; regulation of immune system process
Source: RefSeq, a predicted model, not a curated record